This is a messenger RNA of Diuraphis noxia (Russian wheat aphid), 1962 nucleotides long. Its product is annotated as aladin-like. Gene Ontology annotation, biological process: nucleocytoplasmic transport. Gene Ontology annotation, cellular component: nuclear pore. Gene Ontology annotation, molecular function: protein binding. The record is from RefSeq and is a predicted model, not a curated record. Lineage: Eukaryota; Metazoa; Arthropoda; Insecta; Hemiptera; Aphididae.
AUGCAUUCGAGCAUUAUUUCUCCAAAAGAUUUUGUAGCAGAGUUGCAACAGGUUAGAAUACAAUUGGACACAAAMGAGAAUUUUGCAGAACAAGUGACAUUACAGAAUAUUAAUAAAUUAAUGCAAAUGAGUACCUUACAAGUGUUGAGAGUAAUGGAUACAUUAGUUUUUAUAAUAUCCAUCCCGAUCGUCACCACUAGAGAAUAUCGACUAUAUGAAGCAAUUCCAUUACCUGUAUCAAAUUUGCACAGAGGUAUACUAGACCUAGUCUUCUCAAAUGAGACAAGACUAUCUGUCGUUAAAUCUGAUGUUGUUACUGGUGCCUGCGAUGCGUAUCAUUCUGCAUUAAAAAUCAAAUUUGCUAUGAACAAUCUUAAGUCAAUUGUUUUUCAAACUGCUAUUCCUGAUAGUAGAUUCCUUAUUUUUGUGGAUGAUUUCAAAUUUUUUAGAAGAAUUGAUUCGUUUGCUGACUGUUUAACUCAUCAAGACGAAUUUAAAACACUUGUGUUGUGGUUUAAAUCUAUUGGGUUACAAUUUAAUAUUGACAAAUAUAUAUCUCAAGAUUCUGAAAUAAAUAAUUCAAAUGAUGCAAAGGAUGUAUUAGUUCAGUCAGCAGUGAUGGUAAAUUCAUUAGAGGAAAAGGAUAAAGAAAGAUUGUUACUUUUAAAGUCUUUAAGUGACACAAGAUGGGCAUGCCAUUCUGAGGGUUCUAAAACUUUAGUGUUGACAGAUAUAAGUCGAACAAAAUUGUGGUCAUCAAGUGUGGUACGUUGUAUGUCAUGGCACCCGCAAAUAACUAAAGUUGCGAUUGCUUCUUCUCAUGAUAUUGUUCAUGUAUAUAAUCGAAAAGGUUCUGAAGCGAAAAUAAAAAAUAAAUCUCAAAGCGCAAUUUUAUCAUUAGCUUGGAGACCUUUGAGUAUUGGUACUUUAGCAGUGGGAUGUGAAAAAGGUAUUUUCAUCUGGACAAUUGAGUUUAGUGACAUACAUUUAAGACCAACUGUAAAUAAUGUUAGCAAAUUUAUCAGAGAUGAUCAUAGAUAUAUUACUGGGUUAUCAUGGAAUAAAAUGGGUGAUCUUUUAAUAUCUAGCGCAGUAACAUCUAAAACAAUGUAUAUUUGGAAUUAUCCUUUAGAAACCUGUGUUCCAUUGCGCAGCAUUAGUUCUGGCACAUUAAAUUUUGUACAUUGGUCACCUGAUAAUACUAAAGUGUUUUCCUGUUCAACUAAUGAAACAUUUAGAAUUUGGUCCACUGAUAACUGGACUUCAGAUAAGUGGUCUUUGAAUAACCAGUCUAGAGUGCAAUGUGCAUGUUGGUCACCUUGCAGCUUAAUUUUAUUAUUUGCAACAGAUUCUUGUUCAAUUAUAAAUGCUAUUGACUUCCGAAAAUCAGAUGUGUUCAAUGGAUCAAUGAAUUACAAAAAAGUUGCAUGGCCUAUAAUUGACAUAAAAAGUGAAUGUAUAAAUGAAAAAGUAAUCGGUGGAACACUUUCUGACAUGUGCUGGGAUCAAAAUGCUCAACGUUUAGCUAUAACUUUUAAAAACAGUGGGUCUCUAGUUGUAUUUCAAACUGCUAUAAGUGAAGCUGUUGUUGAUUGUAUUCCAUUUUGCAUCAUUCAAGGGCGGCUUGAUGAAGAACCUUCUGCAAUUGCAUUUCAACCAACUUAUGAAAAGGGGUCUUUGUUAACAAUUGGUUGGUCUAAUGGGAAUAUUGAAUAUGUUCCAUUUGAAUAUACUGCUCAGCCAAAACAUGAACUUGAAAUGUUUGGAAAAAAUGUGCUUGGAGUAAAUAAUGAUAAAAGUAUAUCUAGCCUACCUAGUAUGUCAGCUACCACUAAUUCACUUUUUGAAUAUUUGUUAAACUAAUUAGAAAUGUAUGGUUUCUUUUUCUUAACAUUUGUACUAUUUUUGUAAUUUUUAUCCCAAGUUUAAUAUUAAAUUAACCAAUCAUUAUAAUACAAUUUA